AUGCUUGUGAACGGUCGCGUUUUCCUCCAUGCUCCUCCUUGUCUAAAAUGCUGGCUCACUCCCCUCCACCCACUCUUUAUAGUACGAGAGUUAACAGAAGACGACAAGGAGGAGAUCUUGGCCUCGGAGAAGUUCUGUGAUUUCUUUAUGCAGGCUUCUCGCCUGAUGGAGCGCGCUCUCGAUGAGGACACGGACAUUUUCAUGGACUACAGUGGAGCUGAUCGCCAGGACACUGGGAAGAGUCAAGAAUUGAUUAAGCUCCAGCGAGCCUUCUUUGACGAACGAUGGUCCGCCAAUCGGAUCGUCACCGCCCUGGACUGGUCGUCCGUGUAUCCGGAGCUCCUUCUCGGCGCUUAUGACGCCAAUGAGGAGGCUAAGAAUGAACCACAGGGCGUGUGUCUGAUAUGGAACCUGAAGUACAAGAAGACCACUCCGGAGUACGUCUUCAACUUCCAGACCGCCAUCACUGCGGCCAUUCUGUCGGAGUUUCAUCCCAGUCUGGUGAUUGGUGGAACAUACGCCGGGCAGAUAGUCCUCUGGGAUACACGUGUCGACAACCCCGUUCUCUGUGAUGGUGAUGUUUACUCAAAAAGACCUCGCCUGCUUUUUCGGGACAUUUCUCGUUAG
This is a messenger RNA of Dibothriocephalus latus, 627 nucleotides long. Lineage: Eukaryota; Metazoa; Platyhelminthes; Cestoda; Diphyllobothriidea; Diphyllobothriidae. The record is from the annotation of a GenBank genome assembly.